GAGGAAAGAAGGCGACCCGGAGGCUGGUUGUUCCUGCCUCAGGGCCUUAAUGGUGGAUGUCUGUCUUUCUAGAACUCUCCUGCCCCUCAGCUGCAGGAUGACAUUUAAUGAUUCAUAUUUGGUAAGGAAGACUCCCAGAUCCGGAGAAAGAAGAAAGAAGAGGAGUUCAGAAUGGCUCUUACUCAGGGACACUUGACAUUCAGGGAUGUGGCCAUAGAGUUCUCUCAGGAGGAGUGGCAGCGCCUGGACCCUGCUCAGAGGGCUUUGUACAGGGCCGUGAUGUUGGAGAACUACAGGAACCUGGUCUCCCUGGGACUCUUGCUUCCUGACCUGACUGUUCUCUCCAUGUUGGAGGAAGGGAAAGAGCCCUGGACUGUGGAGACUAAAGUGGAAACACCAAGAAAUUCAAAUAAGGAGGAAUGGAUCAAAGGUGUGUACUCAGGGAGGAGCUGUGUAUUGGGAAUGGAAGCAAGAUACAAACCUACUAAAAAUCAACUUGGAUUAACCUUUUAUUCCCAUCUGCCUGAACAGCCAUUAUUUCAAGAUGAAGGGAAAACUGAUGAAUGGAAUGAAGUUGAAAACUCUCUCAACCAUAUUACCUCAUUUUCUCCAGUUGAACACAUUCCUUCCAAGCUCAAAACCCACAUGCUUAAUAAAAAUCAGAAUGAUUUUGCCCAUUCUCCAACAGUCACACAAGAACUGAACGUACACAUUAGGGAAGAGCAUAAUGAGUGUGGCAAAGCCUCUAGUGUGUCUUCAAGCCCUUCUGACCAUGGGGAAAUUCAUACUGGAAAGAAGCCUGCGAAAUGUGAAGAGUGUAGCAAGACCUUCAGGCACAAUUCAGACUUGGUACAACAUUGGAGAAUCCAUACUGGGAAGAAACCUCAUAGAUGUAAUGAGUGUGGGAAAGUUUUCAGGCAAAAUGCACACCUAUUCCAACAUCAGAGAAUUCACUCUGGGGAGAAACCUGGCAAAUGUGACGAGUAUGGCAGAGCAUGUAGUCUUCUUUCAAGGCUUUAUGAACAUCAGGUAAUCCAUAAUGCAAAUAAACCUUACAAAUGUGAGGUGUGUAGCAAAGUUUUCAGGCAAAAUGCACACUUAGCAAGGCAUCGUAGGCUUCACACUAGAGAGAAACCAUACAAAUGUAAGGAGUGUGGCAAGGCCUUUAUUUACAGUUCACACCUUAUAAAACAUGCAAAUGUUCAUACUGCACAGAAAACGUACAAAUGCAAUGAGUGGGGCAAGGUCUUCUGUUACAAAUCAAACAUUAAAAAUCAUCACAAAACUCAUUUUGGAGAGAAACCUUGCAAAUGUUAUGAAGGUGGCAAAAAAUUUAGUUGGUCUUCAAGGAUUCCUAUACAUCAGGUUAUCCGUAAUGCGGAUGAACCCUAUAAAUGUGAUGAUUGUGGGAAGGUUUUCCAGCACAAAUUAUCCCUAACAGUGCAUCUGAGAAUUCAUACUGGAGAGAAACCUUACAAAUGUAAUGAAUGUGACAAGGUUUUCAGUCAGAGAGUAUCCCUUAGGGUUCAUCAGAAAACACAUACUGGAGAGAAACCUUACAAUUGUAGUGAGUGUGGCAAAGUCUUCCGUCACAAAUCAAAUCUUAAAAAUCAUUACACAAUCCAUUUGGGAGAGAAACCUUACAAGUGUAAUGAAUGUGGCAAGGCCUUCAGACAGAAGGUAGGCCUUACCGUUCAUCAGAAAAUACAUUCUGGAGAGAAACCUUACAAAUGUAAUGAAUGUGGCAAGGCUUUCCGUCAUAAAUCACACCUUAAAAAUCAUCAUAAAAUCCAUACAGGAGAGAAACCUUACAAAUGUAAUGAAUGUAACAAGGCCUUCAGAGAAAAAACAUCCCUUACACGUCACCAGCGAAUUCAUACUGGAGAGAAACCUUACAAAUGUAAUGAGUGUGGCAAGGUCUUCUGUCAACAAUCGACCCUUAAAACUCAUCACAGAAUUCAUACUGGAGAGAAACCUUACAAAUGUAAUGAAUGUGGCAAGGUCUUCUGUCAACAGUCAGCCUUUAAAACUCAUCAGAGAAUUCACACUGGAGAGAAACCAUACAAAUGUAAUGAGUGUGGCAAGGCCUUCGGUUUAAAGUUAUACCUUAAAAGUCAUCUAAGAAUCCAUGUGUGAGAGAAUCCUUACAAAUGUAAUGUAUGUAUUAAUGUCUUUAGUCAUAUUUCAUGCCUUGCACAGCAUCGGAGAAUUCAUUUGUGGAGACUGCAAAUUCCUUGAGGGUGCCAACUCUUCAUUAUGAGUUCCAUCAUUAAUCAGCAUCAGAGAGUCUAUGCUAAAGAGAAAUCAAAUAAAUACAAUGUGUGUGACUGAGGCUUUAUCCAGGCCUGACCACUCAUUACACAACUAAAGGUACAUCUUCAAUGAAACCACCCAAAUGAAAUGUUUGUUAUGUGACUAAUACCCAAGGACCAGUCCUCUGGAAUGUCAGAGUGUUUGCACAGGAAAGAUAUCAAUCUCUAUUUUACCAGUAUUUAAUGUCUGAUGAUACUGGUGGAGAGCAAGUAUAAAUCAAAAUACAUUGCCCCUCAUGACUUGGUACAUAUCAAACUGGACAGGACAUAUGGACAUGGUCAAUUAUAUUUAUGUUAUACAAUGUUUCAUUAUUUGAGGUUCUUUCAAAAGGCUGCUUUAGGCACAGUGCCUAUAGCUUAAGCAGCUAAGGCACCAACCACAUGCAUCAGACCUGGUGGUUUCGAAUCCAGCCCAGGCCUGCCAAACAACUACAACCAAAAAAUAGCUGGGCACUGUGGCAGGCACCUGUAGUCCUAACUACUUGGGAGGCUGAGGCAAGAGAAUUGCUUUAGCCCAGGAGUUCGAGGUUGCUGUGAGCUGUGAUGCCACACUCUACCCAGGGCAUCAGCUUGAGACUGUCUCAAAAAAAAAAAGACUGCUUUACUUAUGACUUUCAACCUGAUCCUUGAAAUCUCUUCACACGCAUUUUUUUUUACCAACCUUUUACUGUGGUAUGUAGGAAAGAAUGGGUAGAAUGACAGCUUUCAAUUGAUCACUGAGAAUCAUUUCUAUCUUACGUCUUAGAAGAGAAAGGACACUAAUUUUGGAGAUUAAUGGUUUGGGGAUUUUUUUUUCUAUUUUUAUGGAGACUGUAAUCCAGGGUGAAGUGCACUGGUGUGACCACAGCCCAGUGCACCCUCUUAAUUCCUGGGCUCCAGCUAUCCUGGCUCCUCUACCUCUCAGCUGGGACUAUAGUACACCAUAGUUGGCCCACCUGAUUUUUCUUAAUUUGUUUGUGAAAGUAACAGUCUCACUACAUUCCCCAGGCUAGUUUCAAACUUUGGAUUCUAGCAAUUCUUCCAAUCUGGUCUCCCAGCUCUCUGGGUUUUACAGAUGUGAGUCAUCAUACCUUUUUCCUUUGAGGUUGAUAUUGUCUGAUUUAUACAGGAUGGCAAUGAGUAGUGAAUGUUGUAUAAUGGUCAUCAUGCAUAGACCAUUCAACACAUGCUUCUUGAGAAACGUGGCGGGUUUUAUGAACCAAAUGUUCCACCAAAUCAGAGAUAAAGAACAGGCCACAAGCUUUGGACACUGAGAAUCACAUGGAAAGAGAGUGAUGAAAGGACCAAUGAAGUUUGUAGAAACAAUGCAGGGAUACUGGUGGUCACCUCCAUUGGAUGGUACUAGGUGGUGUGUACCAAACUCUGAUACAAGGAAGUCUUUUUAGAAGUUAAAGAGAGAAAAGUUAGAUCCAAAUAGACAGUUUUAUCAAAACUACCAGUAGAGCAUGUUCUUCAGGAGGAUUCACAUUUACCUCUUGGCACUAUAAUUUGCAUCUCUUAUUCAGGAUGCACCAUAAUUUUGAGUUUUAACUAAUGAAGAUUAAUAUUUUUUCAUAGCUAUAAAUAAAUCAGAGUCUUUCUACCAGUGUUUUUUUUUUUUUUUUUUCUUUUUGAGACAGAGCCUCAAGCUGUUGCCCUGGAUAGAAUGCUGUGGUGUCACAGCUCACAGCAACCUCCAACUCCAGGGCUCAAGCAAUUCUCCUGCCUCUGCCUCCCAAGUAGCUGGGACUACAGGUGCCCACCACAACGCCUGGCUAUUUUUUGUUGCAGCUGUCAUUGUUUGGCAGGCCCAGGCUGGAUUUGACCCCGCCAGCUCAGGUGUAUGUGGCUGGAGCAUUAGCCGCUUGAGCCACAGGAGCCAAGCCUUUUUUUUUUUUUUUUUGAGACAGAGUCUUACUUUGUCACCCUUGGUAGAGUGCUGUGGUGUCAUAGCUCACAGCAAUCUCAAACUCUUGGGCUCCAUGGCUUGGCACCUGUAGCUCAGUGGCUAGGGUGCCAGCCACAUACACCGGAGCUGGCAGGUUUGAAUCCAGCCUGGACCUGCCAAACAACAAUGACAACUAGAACCAAAAAAAAAACUCCUUGGGCUCCAGUGAUUCUCUUGCCUCAGCUUCCCAGAGUGCUAGGAUUACAGGUAUGAGCCACCACGUCUGGCCACUCUACCAGUGUUGUUUUAUUCCACCUGAGUACUUCAUAACAGACAAUAGUAAUGCACUAAUGGGUUCUUACAGAUGAAGCAUCUGGAAAAAUCUUUUGUGAAAUCAGACAUGCAUCACUAUGAAUUAAAUUUUCUGUGUUAUAUUUCUGCAUGUUUCUCUCAUGUGCCUAGCAGGACCCAUGGCAUGUACCUGCAUUUUCCUUAAUUAUGCACGCAUAGUAAUACAUAACUGAUUUCCAAAAAAAGAAUAUGUUGAUGUCCUUUUUCUCCUUACAGGACUCAGUGACAUAAUCUUCAAAUAUUAUCCCUCAUGCAUUUCCUUUUUUUUGUAGAGACAGUCUCACUUUAUGGCCCUCAGUAGAGUGCUGUGGCAUCACACAGCUCACAGCAAUCUCCAACUCCUGGGCUUAAGCAAUUCUCUUACCUCAGCCUCCCAAGUAGCUGGGACUAGAGGCGCCACCACAACACCCGCCUAUUUUGUUGUUGUUGUAGUUCCACGGGGGCCAGUGCCCUACCGACUGAGCCACAGGCGCUGCCCCAUGCAUUUCCUCUUAAGAAUCAGCACUGAAGGCUCUGCGCCUGUGGCUUAAGCGGUUAAAGUGCCAGCCACAUACACCUGAGCUGGUGGGUUCGCGUCUAGCCUGGGCCCACCAAACAGCAAUGACGGCUGCAACCAACCAAGAAUCAGCACUGAAAAUAGGAUUUUGAUUUGCUGGAUAAACUAGCAGCCACCUGUAUUCACUCUCAUAACACUGUCCCCAGGUCGUGAUUUUCAGUCCUAAGAAUCUUGCUUGUUCACAUGCACCUAACCUUUAGUUGUGAUAUUGACAGUGAUACUAUACACGGAAGAGGUGUGAGAAUUUGUAUUGCACAGCGAGGUUUCUGAGGAAAGAGAAUAGUCCUCUCCACCAGCAGGUGCAAACAUAGCUUCAGAGGAAGUGGCAUGAGUGGGGUGUUAUGAAAUUUAAGGAUGGGGUGGAGGUGGAGAACCCACAUGUGGUUUAAAGCUACACCUCGUGUCAAAGGAUGGAGCACUCAGCCAGAUGAGGUGGCUCACACCUGUAAUCCCAGCAACUGGGAGACCGAGGUGGGUGGGUUGCCUGAGCUCACAGGUUGAACCAGCCUGAGCCAGAGCGAGACCUCGUCUCUAAAAAAUAGCUGGUAUUGUGGCAGGUGCCUGUAGUCCCAGCUACUUGGGAGGCUGAGGCAAGAGAAUCGCUUAAGCCCAGGAGUUUGGGGUUGCUGUGAGCUGUGACACCACAGCAUUCUACCAGGGGUGACAAAGCGAGACACUGUCUCAAAAAAAAAAGAUGGAGCACUCCCCAUUAGCCAACCAGAUGGGCAGAAUGGGAAAAGGGAAGGCAGAAGUAAAAAUGGUAUUACUAUUCAAAUAUCACAUGAUGCAGUUUGACUUUUGCAGAUAACAUAUAUAUAUAUUUUUUUUUUGAUUUUUGGUUUGUUUUUUUUUUUAGAGACAGAGUCUCACUUUGUCAC
Messenger RNA from Nycticebus coucang (slow loris), 5964 nucleotides. Its product is annotated as zinc finger protein 160-like. The record is from RefSeq and is a predicted model, not a curated record. Bases 172 to 2136 code for a protein of 654 amino acids. Gene Ontology annotation, molecular function: DNA-binding transcription factor activity, RNA polymerase II-specific; RNA polymerase II cis-regulatory region sequence-specific DNA binding. Gene Ontology annotation, biological process: regulation of DNA-templated transcription. The transcript is spliced from 7 exons. Lineage: Eukaryota; Metazoa; Chordata; Mammalia; Primates; Lorisidae.